CUUCCGGGUUGUUAGCGCGGACUCAGACCACUUUUUCCCUGCGCGCUGUGCACAUGCGCGACGGCUCCUUUUCCCUCCUUCCGCCACUUCCACUAGGUUGUACCGUCCAGGGAGCCGCCGGCACCGCUGCCGCGAAGUCGGGAAGUUCAAGAUGGCCGCCGCGGAGACCCAGGCGCUGCGGGAACAGCCGGAGUUGGAAGAUGCUGAUAAUUCUGAAAAGAGUGUCAAUGAAGAAAAUGGAGAAGUAUCAGAAGACCAAUCUCAAAAUAAACACAGUCGUCACAAAAAAAAGAAACAUAAACACAGAAGUAAACAUAAGAAGCAUAAACAUUCCUCAGAAGAAGACAAGGAUAAAAAACAUAAGCAUAAGCAUAAACACAAGAAACAUAAAAGAAAGGAAAUUAUCGAUGCUUCAGACAGAGAGGGGAUGUCUCCAGCAAAAAGAACUAAACUCGAUGAUUUAGCUUUGCUGGAAGACUUGGAGAAGCAGAGGGCCUUGAUUAAAGCUGAACUUGAUAAUGAGCUGAUGGAAGGGAAGGUCCAGUCUGGGAUGGGACUUAUUUUACAAGGCUACGAGUCUGGCUCUGAAGAGGAAGGGGAGAUUCAUGAAAAGGCCAGAAAUGGGAAUAGGUCAAGUACUAGAUCUUCUAGUACAAAGGGCAAACUUGAAGUUGUGGACAAUAAAAAUAGUACAAAAAAACGAAGUAAAAGCAGAUCCAAAGAACGGACUAGACAUAGGUCGGAUAAAAAGAAAAGUAAGGGAGGUAUUGAAAUAGUUAAAGAGAAAACAACCAGGAGCAAGUCGAAGGAGAGGAAGAAGUCCAAAAGUCCAUCCAAGAGAAGUAAGUCUCAAGACCAAGCAAGAAAAUCAAAGUCCCCUGCCCUUAGGAGGCGAUCUCAGGAGAAGGUGGGCAAGGCCAGAUCGCCUGCUGAUGAAAAGGUGAAAAGUGAGGAUAAAAGUAAGACAAGAGAUAGGAAAAAAUCCCCGAUUAUAAAUGAAAGUAGAAGUCGAGAUCGAGGUAAGAAGUCCAGAUCCCCAGUUGACCUGCGAGGUAAAUCCAAAGACAGAAGGUCGCGGUCCAAAGAGAGAAAAUCAAAGCGCUCUGACCUCGAUAAGGAGAGGAAGCCCAUCAAGUCGCCCUCGAAGGACGCUUCCUCUGGGAAAGAGAACAGGUCACCCAGUCGAAGGCCUGGCCGCAGUCCUAAGAGAAGGAGUCUGUCUCCAAAGCAGCGCGAUAAGGCCCGGAGAAGUCGCUCUCCACUCUUGAACGACAGAAGAUCUAAGCAGAGCAAGUCGCCUUCUCGAACUCUGUCCCCGGGUAGAAGAGCCAGGAGCCGAUCUUUGGAAAGAAAGCGCAGGGAGCCAGAGAGGAGGCGACUUUCUUCUCCAAGAACGCGCCCUCGGGAGGAGCUCCUCAGCAGGCGGGAGAGGUCCAAGGACGCCAGCCCCAUCAGCAGGUGGUCCCCGACCAGGAGGAGGAGCCGCUCUCCCAUCAGAAGGCGCUCCCGCUCCCCACUCAGGCGCAGCAGGUCUCCCCGGCGAAGGAGCAGGUCUCCCCGGAGAAGAGACAGAGCCCGGAGGAGCAGGUCACGCUUGAGGAGGAGGUCUCGAUCGCGGGGCGGCCGUAGACGGAGGAGCAGAAGCAAAGUGAAGGAGGACAAAUUCAAAGGCAGUCUUUCAGAAGGGAUGAAGGUGGAGCAGGAGUCUUCAUCUGAUGACAACCUCGAAGAUUUUGAUGUAGAGGAAGAAGAUGAAGAAGCACUAAUAGAACAGAGAAGAAUACAGAGGCAAGCGAUUGUCCAGAAAUACAAGUACCUGGCUGAAGACAGCAACAUGUCUGUGCCGUCAGAACCCAGCAGCCCCCAGAGCAGCACUCGAACGCGAUCGCCCUCUCCAGAAGACAUCCUGGAGCGGGUCGCUGCGGAUGUUAAAGAGUACGAGCGAGAAAACGUUGACACAUUUGAGGCCUCAGUAAAAGCCAAGCAUAAUCUCAUGACAGUUGAACAAAAUAAUGGUUCAUCUCAGAAGAAGCUGUUGGCCCCUGAUAUGUUUACAGAAUCUGAUGAUAUGUUUGCUGCAUAUUUUGAUAGUGCUCGUCUUCGGGCCGCUGGCAUCGGGAAAGAUUUCAAAGAGAACCCCAACCUCAGAGACAACUGGACCGAUGCGGAAGGCUACUAUCGUGUGAAUAUAGGUGAAGUCUUAGACAAGCGUUACAACGUGUAUGGCUACACCGGGCAAGGCGUGUUCAGCAAUGUUGUGCGCGCCAGGGAUAACGCAAGAGCCAACCAGGAGGUGGCUGUGAAGAUCAUCAGGAACAACGAGCUCAUGCAAAAGACGGGUUUAAAAGAACUGGAGUUCUUGAAGAAACUUAAUGAUGCUGAUCCCGAUGACAAGUUCCACUGUCUGCGACUCUUCCGACAUUUUUAUCACAAGCAGCACCUCUGUCUCGUGUUUGAGCCUCUCAGUAUGAAUUUACGAGAGGUAUUAAAAAAGUAUGGUAAGGAUGUAGGUCUGCAUAUUAAAGCUGUAAGAUCUUACAGUCAGCAGCUCUUCCUGGCACUGAAACUCCUUAAAAGAUGCAACAUCCUGCAUGCGGAUAUCAAGCCAGACAACAUCCUGGUUAAUGAAUCGAAAACGAUUUUAAAGCUCUGUGAUUUCGGAUCAGCUUCCCACGUUGCAGACAACGACAUAACGCCUUACCUUGUCAGUAGAUUUUAUCGUGCUCCCGAGAUCAUUAUAGGUAAAAGCUAUGACUAUGGGAUAGAUAUGUGGUCUGUAGGCUGUACCUUAUAUGAACUCUAUACCGGAAAAAUCUUGUUUCCUGGUAAAACCAAUAACCACAUGUUGAAGCUUGCCAUGGAUCUCAAAGGAAAGAUGCCAAAUAAGAUGAUUCGGAAAGGUGUAUUCAAAGAUCAGCAUUUUGAUCAAAAUCUCAACUUCAUGUACAUAGAAGUUGAUAAAGUAACAGAGAGGGAGAAAGUUACUGUCAUGAGCACCAUUAAUCCAACUAAGGACCUAUUGGCUGACUUGAUUGGGUGCCAGCGACUUCCUGAAGACCAGCGUAAAAAAGUACACCAGCUGAAGGACUUGUUGGACCAGAUCCUAAUGUUGGACCCAGCUAAACGAAUUAGCAUCAACCAGGCCCUACAGCACGCAUUCAUCCAGGAAAAAAUUUAAGCAAGAUGAAGAAACUGCAAGGGUUUGAGUAAUUAAUACAAAGACUGAAGAAAUUUCACAGCAGUUUAUUAUUAAUGUAUAUAAACUUAUAAAUAUUUCUCCAGCAAAUUUGAGGAAGCAUGAUAUAUUUGAAUUAACACCAAGGGUGAUAUUUCUUUUAGAAAUGUUAGUUAAUCUGUUUUGUGUCUUACGUGAAGUUUCACUGUAGAACUGUUUUAGUUGCCGAGACUGCACAGGAUUAUAGUGCUAAUGUAUAUGGUUGCAGUUCACAUAAAGACAACAGCUUCUGUUAUACAUGAGUAGCAAUGCCGGGUGGUUGAUUCAUUUGUAGCAGACUUGGCUGCAUUUGGGCUCCCGAUGAAAUGGCCAGCAUAAAUGCUGUUUAUAUUCACGUUUUCCUAGGUGUGUGUGUGCAGGCCACGGCAGCAUGCCCUGGGCGUAGUCAGUGCCGAAGGGGGCUGUUCCUUCUGAGCCUGCCUCAGGAUUCUGCUCUUUUAACGCAGGUUGUGUACAGCAUUCAGUACACUGAAGGUAAGCCGCCAUCAACAUCACUGGUGUUGUAAGGUGUGAAUUUAUUGGAAUAAUUGACAAAUGAGGGAUCUUAGCUUUGUGGCAGAAUUCCCUGCAUGUGUGAUAACUGAUCUUGUUUUAUUUUCUGGCAUUGCAACUGUGGCAUAGUUAUAAUUUCUGUUCUGUUCAUCACAUUUAAAAUUUGAAGAGUAUGCGCUUGAUGGGUAGAGCGCCUUCAGUGUACUGUUUCUUAUAACUUUCCUUUUUUAAAUCAACUUGCUAUAGACUUUAUAUACAUUUUGUUAAAUACAGUUCCUAGUGACCUAGAAACAAUGCAUAGUUUUCAUUUACUAAUUACAAAUGUUGAGGCCUAAUUCUGAAAGUCCUCAUAUUUAAAGGUUAGAUAGACAACAUAAUGAAAUUUUUAACUAUUUGUAUGUCAUUUUGAAAGUGUACUGCUUUAUGGUAACAAUGUUUUUCAUUUGUUCAUUGUUUUCAUUAUUUGUGAUCAUGUUGUCUUUCAAUACAGGCAUAAACCUUCCACUCUUGAACAAAGCAGCUGCUUUUUAAAAGCGGUAAUUGCUUCUUUACCUUUUAUUUCUUUUGUAAAUGAAGCUUUUCUUUGAGACUGUGACCUUAAAGUGUUGUCUAUUGCAUAAAACAGUUGACACUCACUUAUUGUAAAGUGGAGACUGCUCUGCUGCAUGCGAGGCGGCCAUGCAGAGCUCUGUGUGUUUUCAGUCUGCAUCUCUAUAGAUAAUAAAGUCUUCUGUGAACAAGGCAUUCGUAGCCAUUUUUAAAAGUUUUGUCUGCAGUCCUGGUAAGUCAGGUAAACCGUAGUUAAAAGAGACCUUUUUUCCCUGGAAAGCUUUUAUUGAUAGUAUUGUUUUAAAGAUUUAAGUCUAGCUAGUUGAUCAUUUUAUUAGUAACUAGGGUGCUAAUUAUUUCAUCCAGAAAAGCCCUACAAUUAUUGUCAGCUUUCAGAGUAGUCAGAUUAUUCCUUUAGGUCAUGGGAUAUAAUUCAGGAUUUAACUAAUGUUUCUGCUAUUUUCUCACUUUUCCUUUUGAUGGUGCGGAAAGAGAAAAAGGAAAACGGGGCACAGGCCAUUCACCGCCUUCUCCAAGGGGUCUGAUUUGCUGAGACACCAGCUUCACCUUCUUAACAAGGUUAUUUCUGACAGCAUGUGUAGAUAAACAUUUAGCAACAAUUUAAAACAGAAUCAUGUAAAUCAACCUGGUUGUAUGACAAGGGAAUUCUAUUUUUAACAUGGUAGAAGACAAUGUCCAAAAGCGUACGUAAUCUUUUCUGUUUUGGGGUUAAUGUUUGUCUCCCUGAGAAACAAUCCGAUUGAAGGGGCUUAAGUAAUAUUUUUACAUUGUAAAUGGGAUUUUUUUAUUCACCCAGGCACCUAAUUACAACAAGCAUGCACGUUUUGGUGCAUUCAAGAAUGGAAAAUCAGAAUAGCAGCAUUCUCCUGGUGGGCUUUGCUCCAUUUAAAGACAUGGCAGGAACUGCACAGCCAGGAAGGUGAUAGAUGAUCUAAAAAGCCAGCCCGACCCACGCCCCGUGUCUCCAUGGUUUAGACCUAAAUAAGUCAAGGUGAUUGUUCUCAUCCGCAGGUGGAGUGAUGCCCUGUAAAGCGGGCGUCACGGCUGCAGCGCGCCCACCUUGAGGCUGUGGGUAGGGGCCCCCACCGUGGUUUAUUUCCGUGCAAUAGUCUCUAGCAGUUACUUUCACUGCAAAACAGUUACAUUUUAAUGCUUCUGGUGAUUUUCUUGGCUUCAUUGUAGAUAAUUGUUUAGUAAGUUAACUUUCCCUAGAAACAGUUCAUCAUAUACCUUCGAGAUUAUUGCCUGUUCUUUAAAAAACAAAGUUGCUUGUUACUUGUUCUUUGUGUUUUAGGUGCAGCUCAGUGGAAGAUGAUGACAACCAGAAGACAUGAGCUAAGGUUUCUGUCCUAUAAAAGAUUAAAAAAAACUUUUCCUUUUAGUUUUGUCUUACUUUUUAGUUCCCAGCAUUAUGAUUUGGGUUUCCCUAGUGCUUGGUAUUUAGAACGGUAGCGCUGAUCAUGGUGUCCAUCUGUAAGUGCUUGCUUCAUCAUACUACUCGGCUCUCCUUCCUCUCCCGCUCCUCCGAGAUAGCCGUUGGGGGGUGAGGGCCCCGUCAGGGUGGGAUCCUAAGGGUCACCGAGGAGCGGCAGGUACCCGAGUCAGCGCCUGCGGUACUCCUGAACUUCCGGCAGAUGGCGGAAGACUCAGAAUUGGCAUUGAAGAGGACUGCUCAGCUGCUUUAAUUCCUGUUCUUUGAUUAUCCUCUAGUAACCUAAUUUCAGCAAGUGUUCUGGUCAUGGUCUGAACCUAGACAAGAUAUUCAGAGCUGUUGUUGGUUUUUCUUAGGGAAAAUGAGAAAAGUGAUACUGUGAUUUCCUAUGACCAAAUUUCGUUUCCUGAAUUUGUCUGUUUAAAGAGAACCCUAUAAACUCUCGUAUAUACAUAUACAGGGUUUUGUCUGAACUUGUAAUUCAGCUGAGACAGAAAUUUGGAACUUCUAAAGAUCUGUUCAAUUGAGAUCAUCCUGCUUAACAAACUUCAUGCUUGUCAGAAUAACUUAGUUUUCAGAUAUAGUUAUCUGUCUGAGGUUUUGGCUUUCGUAUACUUUAUGGCAAAAAUGCUGUCAAGUGACUCAGACUUCAUGGAAGCCUUAGGCAAAAUGCUCAAAGGUGUUACUGUUCUUUCUGGAACUGGGGGAGAACGGUAGAGCGCAGACAUUUUAGACGCCUUGUGAGUAGGGCUGUUCUCAAAGGCCGUCAGACGGCUGUGAAAGCUUGGGGCGGGCAGCAUCUUGUUAGAGUGAGACCCCGUGUUGGCAUCCACCCCGGGUUCUUAUAGCACCACCCCCCGUCACCCUCCAGUGGCUUCCUCAGUUCACUCUACUUCCCAAACUGUGUAUUGUAAAGUUUUCACCUUACCAUUGUAAUUGCUACUUUUUUCCUAACAAAAUAAACAUUCAGGACAUUCUUACAAUACAGAAUAUGUGCGGUUUUAUAGUAUGUGGUGGGGGCAGAGAAAUUCAAUGUCUCAGGUCUAGCGCCUCUGCGCUGUUCACCUGUGUUUUAUCAUCAUCUGUCCAUAGAACUCCAGCUGCGUAGUCGGAAGUGAAACCUCAGAAAUCCGGGGCAGCUCCAGGGUCGCAGUAUCAUUUAGGGUAGUAAACAGGUAGAGACAGUCCCUUUACGUGUCAGCAGGGGAUGCAGCUGAAGUUAGGUGUAGCUUCCUUCCCUCGGGAUCAGACAGCGUCACCGAAGGGUGCUGUCGCUAUACCUAGUUCCAGCGUACACCCAGCGUGAGUUUUACCCUAUGAAACGUCCUCCUUAGAGAAACGUUUACAUCAGGCUCAUUGUGUUUUUUACCUAUCAGUGAUGUACACUAAAUGGCUUUAAAGUGUUUUCCGGUUAUUUUGAGGACUCACUGUGGCACCCUUAAUUUUUCUUCUCCUUCUGUAUGUAGGGUAAGGGACUUUCUUCUGAAGAACCUUUCCGUUUAGUGACCAAGAUGCAGAAGCUGGUCUCUGGGGAUCCGCCAUGUGUGUCCUAACUGUUGAUGUUCCCACUCUGAAUUGUGACGUGCAUUUUAGCAGCACACAUUGCUGGCUGACUUUCUGGAAACAAUAAAGUCCACCUGCUGUUACCA
Messenger RNA from Cavia porcellus (domestic guinea pig), 7378 nucleotides. It is a transcript of the gene Prp4k, whose product is annotated as pre-mRNA processing factor kinase PRP4K. The coding region runs from base 152 to 3178 and encodes 1008 amino acids. Gene Ontology annotation, biological process: mRNA cis splicing, via spliceosome; peptidyl-serine phosphorylation; peptidyl-threonine phosphorylation. Gene Ontology annotation, molecular function: protein serine/threonine kinase activity; ATP binding. The transcript has 15 exons. The record is from RefSeq and is a predicted model, not a curated record. NCBI's taxonomy places the organism in Eukaryota, Metazoa, Chordata, Mammalia, Rodentia, Caviidae.